Messenger RNA from Hydatigera taeniaeformis, 1077 nucleotides. Lineage: Eukaryota; Metazoa; Platyhelminthes; Cestoda; Cyclophyllidea; Taeniidae. The record is from the annotation of a GenBank genome assembly.
AUGUCUCUUGAGAAUUCUCCUACUUUCGUGACCUCAGACGAUGAAAAUGAGUCUUCAUUAGGAUCCCAGAAACGAAAGGCUGGUAAUAACCCUGAUGAGCAAAAAUCACUGGAUCUUCAGCCUAAAAAACGCUUUCGUUCGGGAAAGGGCAGUGGAAUAAAUCUUGUUUCCUACGCUCUAGACAAUGAUGACGGUGACAGUGGUUCAGAAAGUGAAAGCUCGGAAUUGAACCGCGGUGGCUCUUCUGCUGAUAGCUACUCCAAUAACAACGACAGCAGCGUCAUUAGUGGUGCCUUCCAUUUUGUUGCUUCUGAUGGCGGUCCGCUGACCGUUCUCAGUUCGGCUCAUAUAGAGGCUGCGCACGAUUCUCCGUCGACACUACUCGAGGAACUUCACGGUGGUUCAGAGGACCUCCCCCAGAAGGACCAGUCAUCGCACCACUCCUCGCCUUCAAAUGUCAGCGGGCACAAUCAAUCAAUGGAAGUAUCCCUCCCGCCGGAACCUAAGGAACUAUGUAGUAUGCAGUUGCAGAACACUGUGGAAAACACUUUGCGUCGAAUGCAGCAUGAUAUCGGAUUUGAUCCUAAUAGCGUUAUCCAGGAUAAUAAGGCCUUCAGGAAUCCCAGCAUCUACAAAAAGCUGAUCAGUUUUUUGGACAUAGACGAAAAAGGGACAAACUUUUCUUCGGAUGUCUUCAACCCUUACCGUUGGGACGCGAACUCUUUUUACGAUAAACUGGCCGAGAUACAAAAUCGUGAAGUUGAGCGCCUAGACAAGCUACAAAAGGAGCGCCGAAAGGCAGAAACCAGUAGUGCAGUGGCCGUUAACACAGUUUCAGGGCUGCAACGCGCUGCCAAUGGGACUAACAUUGCCGCAACUUCUGCAACCGCUACUCACGCUACAGGACUCACUGCCGUCGAAAAACGAUCCGAGGUAAGGAAGAGGUCUAAAUGGGACACAGUCGCCCCAGCAGAACCCUCGCAGACCUCACUCAAGGUCGCGGCACCCCAAGUGGUAGACCCAAUUGCAACUAAAGUCACAAUUCCAGCCAUUGGGGAUCUUUUUCAUAAAAAAUAG